AUGUGGAGUAUAACGCGAUUUGGGGAGAAAGUUUAUACAAUGAUGGCGGAAGGGGGAUCUCGUUACUGUUCGAAGAAGACGGAUGAUAUAUGCGGCAAUGCUUGCGAUGAGGAGUCAGGACGAUCUUUGAGCAUGUCAAGAUUACGAUGUAUUCUGCGUGGAAUGGAUUUUAAAAUGUAUAUCUUUUUUUUCGUUCUAGUGCCGACAUGUGUCCUUGGUAUAUACUUGCACGGACAGAAGAUUUCGUACUUCUUGCGGCCAUUGUGGGAAUCGCCACCUAAACCCUUUCAUGAAAUCCCACACUAUUAUCACGAAAAUGUGUCAAUGGAGAAUCUCUGCAAGCUUCAUGGAUGGGGAAUCCGUGAGAGCCCAAGGCGUGUCUUUGAUGCAGUGUUGUUCAGUAACGAGGUGGAAAUCCUUACCUUACGGUGGAAAGAAUUGUACCCCUAUGUAACAGAGUUUGUUCUCCUUGAGUCAAAUUCAACGUUUACUGGAUUGCCAAAGCCUCUGGUAUUUGCCAGCCAUCGAGAUCAGUUUAAAUUUAUUGACUCGCGAUUGACAUAUGGGAAAAUUCCUGGGAGGUUCAGGAAAGGAGAAAACCCAUUUAUUGAGGAGGCAUAUCAGCGACUGGCUUUGGACUAUCUUCUCAAACAAGCAGGAAUUCAAGAUGAUGACUUGUUGAUAAUGUCAGACAUUGAUGAGAUACCAAGCAGGCACACUAUCAAUCUUUUGAGAUGGUGUGAUGAAAUACCUCCUAUCCUUCAUCUUCGGCUAAAAAAUUAUCUGUAUUCAUUUGAGUUUCUUGUGGAUAAUAAUAGCUGGAGAGCUUCAGUCCACAGAUAUCAAUCUGGCAAGACAAGGUAUGCACAUUACCGCCAAUCAGAUGAAAUCUUGGCAGAUUCAGGGUGGCAUUGCAGCUUUUGUUUCCGCCAUAUUAGUGAGUUUAUAUUCAAGAUGAAAGCUUACAGCCAUUUUGACAGAGUGAGGUUCGCUCACUAUUUGAAUCCUAAGAGAAUACAAAAAGUAAUCUGCAAAGGGGCUGACCUGUUUGAUAUGUUGCCUGAAGAGUAUACCUUCAAGGAAAUCAUUGGGAAAAUGGGACCCAUUCCCCAUUCCUACUCAGCUGUUCAUCUUCCGUCAUAUCUAUUGGAGAAUGCUGACAAGUAUAAGUUUCUUUUGCCUGGGAAUUGCUUAAGAGAAAGUGGCUGAAUUUACUUUGACUGCCUUCCAUGUCUGUUCUUAUAAAGGGUUGGAGGUGCAGCUUGUGUGACCCCUCAUGAAGAGCUUUAUUGAAUGAUCGAUGACUGCAGUUUGUAACUGUUACAAUGUGCUUACAUGUCCAGCAAUAUUUAUGUCAUUCUUUCAGAAAUAUUGGAAGGUUGGAUGAAUUCUUGGAUUUUCAGGGUUAUGUAUAUAACUUAGAGUUUGUUUUCAUUUAGAAUGGAGCUUAUUCAUCUGCUUAGUGGGGAGCUUUCUGUGAUGGGAACAGCUUGGUUGCUGUGGGGGUGCCUGUUUAUUAUUUGCCAGUGGUGUUGACCCCCCAAAUAUGCCCCCAAAAAGAUACAGGACAGUUGGCUUCCCUUCAUGUUAGGAAAUUUUGAUUCGACACUAAUCAAUUAAUAUAUUUUUGUGGACCUAUGUUGGUGUUUGGCUUCGUGAUUUGUGCUUUUGAGUCCAUCAUUUCUUAAUCUGUUAAUUUUUUAGUUUCAUUCAAAACAGUAUGCCAAUAACAUUGCUUUGAUCUCAAGCCCCUUUUUUGAGGUGAU
Messenger RNA from Ilex paraguariensis (yerba mate), 1766 nucleotides. NCBI's taxonomy places the organism in Eukaryota, Viridiplantae, Streptophyta, Magnoliopsida, Aquifoliales, Aquifoliaceae. The record is from the annotation of a GenBank genome assembly.